UACCACUCUUAUUACAGACUCCAUAUUGUUCACUAUCAGAAUAGUUAUAUCUGAUUCAAAGAGGUAAUUUUGUUAAAAUAAUCCAGCGUGUGUGUUUUAAUUAAUAUUCGUAUUAAUAUUAUUAGACAGGUGAAGAAGAUAUUUUACUGGAAAUAUAUAUCAUACAAAUCAGGCUCCAUUGAGUACCUUACAACCAGAACAACUCGACUAUUAUUCUUCCUUUUUUACGGUAUAAGAAGGAACACCGGAUAUAACCGUGUUUUGAGUUAAAACUAAGUCGGAGGAAAUUACCGGAGCUGAUGUUAAGGCCUGGACAUCUCAAGCCAUGGCGCUAAGUAAACAACUCUGUACGCGGGAGAAAACAUUUAACUACCCAAGUAAUGACGACCAACGUUCUGAUUCAUUUUCUGAAGUCUUCGACGAAAUCAGCUUUUGUGUCAGACCAGAAGAAAACCGUGAGAUAAUAAGCAAUCACCUUGACGAUACUGAUGAUUCAUCGUCUGCUAAACCAAUUGUUAGCUGUGCAAAAUGUGUGGAGCAUGUACGUGUGGAGAGGGUGUCACAAAUUCGGAGAGGCCAUCAUAUAACUAUGCCUGGUAACAAAGUUGGCAACAAGUAUGAUUCUGAACGCCGAAAGCAGAAGUGGCUAUACAUGCACCAUGCCAUUGUAAAAGAUAUAAUAGCUAAGGAUGACCGGAGGUCAAUCGUGGAGCUGAAAUUAAUCCACAUGUGGAAAAAUGAACGCGGUGAACUAGGGCUUUGUGAGACGGAGACACAGUUCGCUCUUGUAAAUGAUGAGUUAUACAUAGUUGAAUAUAAACAUCCAAGAUUUACGCGAGAACAGGUGGUAGAACGAGCGGAGAAAGCGCUAAAUGACCAAGAAAAUGCUCGUAGUGAAUCAAGAUUCAUACGGUUUAGUUCUUACAAUGUGGUUACAACAAACUGUGAACAUUUUGCCACAUGGUGUGUGGUAGGACUACAAAAGAGCCAUAGAGAUUUGUAUUUCUGGCAACAAAUUGGAAAGAAAAUUGUCGCAAUAGGCGAGAGUUCACAAGUCAUGGAGAUGAAGACGCGUCUUGUUGAAAUAUUUGGAAAUGCAAGCAGAAUAGUAAAAUGCCUCAUAAUACUGUUUGAGUCCUCUGAUGAAAUUACGAAGAUAGUGGGUAACAGCAUGCCGUGUGCAACAACAAUAUUAAGCGUCUCUGCUGCUAUGUAUGUAUUAUAUUGCAUAAUAAUGACUAUAUACUUUAAGUAUAAGUACGCCAGGAGUGAAAUAUGUGCCUCGUGUUUUCGAAACAGUGUAAAGGAUCUAUGGGCUAGAUGUUCUGUGUAUGGAAUCACCUCUAUAGCCACGUUUUUCAUAUUGAGUAGCGGCGUAUCGAUUCCGGCUGUGGUGGGCUGUUUUGCGCUGAUAGCGUUGUCGGUGGUUGGUCAACAUUACAUCCCAAAUAUACGAAAAGCUCUGAUGGCCCCAUACGGGUGCAGCAAGACCGCAAUAAAACGUCUCGAUGAUAUAAAUAUCGGAGAUAUUGUUACUAUACAAUACUGGGGUCUACCCCAUGACGUCAUUGUUACGGAAGUUCACACCAAUAGCAGUGAUGAGAAAGGCAAGAUUCGAGUUGUUCACUAUGCUUUAAACAAAUUGUUUACCACUAGAGAGGUUAAAGAAGAAUACUUUUCAUUUAAAUUGGUUAAAAAAUAUUUUCCUAUCUUGCACCGUCAUGACUGUGAUCAUUUGAAUUUGUUUCCGCCUGAAAUUGCUGUCCUAAGGGCAAAGCAGAGAAUAGGUGAACGGAAAUGGCAUGUGACUAAAAACCGUUCCGAUCACGUUUGCUAUUGGGCGAAAGUAAAACAAUCCUUUACUACAGAUGACGCAGACGACACGUCACGUGAAUCGUCUGCUCCUCUAGAGGGUCGAGGUCAAUCGAAACAUCUCAGUACCUUGUUUAUGGGAGAGAUGGAGGCACAUCUCAGUAGCGACAUAGAAAUUGGAGACGCUGUAAGAGUUAAAGGUGUGGAGGGAAUACUUGUAUACAAAGAUUGUGGAGAAAGGAAAAUGAAAUUGGAGAUUGUCACUGUUAAAGAUUCCGUGAAAAAGGUGAGGCAAUUUGUAAAUCUCAAUACUGACAAUGUUACAGUUUUGAGAUACCAUCCGGUACAUUGUCAUCCGAAACCAGUUCGAGUUGAUCGGGCAAGAUUGAUUAGAGGCCAGCAAAUUCCUUUGAAAAAUUUUAUGAAUUUUUGUUUGUUGCUGAACAGUUAACUUUAAGUGACUUUUUAUACAGAUUCUGUUUUCGGCAGAAUUAAAAAUCAUCUGUUUAGCCGGCCAUAAGAAUGUAACUACCCACCAAGCAAGACGUAUGCGCUGAUCUAGCGGAACUGUCAAUUGUGAUGCGCAGUAAUGUAAGAUUCCGAACUGAUACCCAAACGCCUUCGGUUAAGUUAAACGAAAGAACUAUAAAUAUCGUUAUUGCAUUAUUAUCCAUUAGUCAUUCAUGUUAGAAUAUUUAUUCAUCAUUAUGUAUCAAUGUAUUUGGUGAAGUGAUACGAUAGAAAAAUAAACAUAGUUAUUGCAUUCCUAUCCAUUAGCAUUUCAUGUUAAAAUAUUUAUUCAUCAUUAUUUAUGACUAUAAUACUCGUGAAUAGAGUUUUAGAAUAUUGUCAAUACUAAACACUUUUUUGUCUCUCCAAAUGUGGAUAGCUACUUGCAUGACUUAAGGUUAAACAUUUACCGAUUGUCGCCCCUUGGCGUUAUUCAUUUAAUCAAAUUUUAAGUUUCAAAUGCUGAUUUUUUUUAUUUAGAGUUCAUUUGUCCGGUAAUUCAACGUUUUAACUGCAGUUAAAGAUACUUGUUUUUCUGUUCAAUGGGUCACAUGAGUCUAUUGUAAACAUUACCUUUAUUGGCUUGGCUAAACAGCCUGUGUUGACUAGGAGCUGCCUGUAUAAGGCUUUAAAGUACUCGAAAAUCAAUCACUGGACUUAAAUAAAGUAGAAAUAAGAACAACAACACUAAACAAAAAUAAACUAAAACAAAAAAUUAAAAAUACAUUCCUCAGUGACGGCACUCAUCUUGUUUUCAGUUUUAAAUAUCCAUACCACAAAAGUACUAAUUUUUCAGCACCAUUAGUGAAUUAAUUCUACGAAACAACCUCUGCAGACCAACCAACCGUCUUUAUGAGACAAAGAGUGUGUUUGUUACCGUGAGGUGUUGCUCUUGUAUAUUUUGAAGUCCUAAUUUUGGAAGAAAUGAAAAUGUUAUUAUAAAACGGUUAUUGCUUGACAGAGUGCAGUACAUAAAAAGUCAAACUUUAA
This is a messenger RNA of Ruditapes philippinarum (Manila clam), 3312 nucleotides long. RefSeq lists its product as uncharacterized. The coding region runs from base 326 to 2263 and encodes 645 amino acids. NCBI's taxonomy places the organism in Eukaryota, Metazoa, Mollusca, Bivalvia, Venerida, Veneridae. The transcript is spliced from 2 exons. The record is from RefSeq and is a predicted model, not a curated record.